Molecule: messenger RNA, 507 nt
Organism: Puccinia graminis f. sp. tritici CRL 75-36-700-3
Lineage: Eukaryota; Fungi; Basidiomycota; Pucciniomycetes; Pucciniales; Pucciniaceae
Exons: 2
Coding region: 1-507 (168 amino acids)
Source: RefSeq, a predicted model, not a curated record
AUGAGGAUUUCAACUGCGGUUCAGUCAAAUCGCAAGAUGAGCGCUGAAGAUGUUGACAACUGGGCCAGCACCCUGUCAGCAGAUGAAUUUGAGCACCUUUGUGUUAUGGGACCCAACUCUAGAACUGAAUCUUUCCAACAGUAUGCUACCACCAACCUUGACCAACUGACUCUGAUGCUUACUCAACAAACCUCAUCAACUCAUGAUCACCUUGAACAACCAUUGACUACACCUAUUGGCCUCCAGUACACCAGUAAUAAAUUCCACUACCAGCCUGAUAACAUUAACAACAAUGAAUUUGACCAACAGCAACUCCAUCCUCAAGACAACAACUUUGGAUCUAAUCACUACAAUCACUUUGAUGAAUACCUGUCUCAAAUGGAGGAAAAUUUAGAUGGUUUGGAGACUGUUGAUGUCAACAGUGGUUUUGAUGAUGGUGGAUGGGACAACAGUGGUUUCGAUGAAGGAUCUGAAGAUGGCGGUUUUGACAAUGGCGUUUUUGACUAG